This is a messenger RNA of Oncorhynchus keta (chum salmon), 5994 nucleotides long. RefSeq names its product ATP-binding cassette sub-family D member 2-like. Gene Ontology annotation, biological process: long-chain fatty acid import into peroxisome; very long-chain fatty acid catabolic process; fatty acid beta-oxidation. The record is from RefSeq and is a predicted model, not a curated record. Bases 278 to 2497 code for a protein of 739 amino acids. Gene Ontology annotation, cellular component: peroxisomal membrane. Gene Ontology annotation, molecular function: long-chain fatty acid transmembrane transporter activity; ABC-type transporter activity; ATP hydrolysis activity. NCBI's taxonomy places the organism in Eukaryota, Metazoa, Chordata, Actinopteri, Salmoniformes, Salmonidae. The transcript is spliced from 10 exons.
GUCACGAUACAGUAUGUACAGUAAUACGUACAGUAGGACCUCAUUUUAAUAUGUCACUCACAACCGAUCGUGUCUUUCCGGGGUGUUGCCCAAAUAAAACACUGCCAAACCAAAUGACGGAAAUACUGGAACGUAGCUAGCGGUUGAGUUUUCUAGCUGAAGCAUCGCACCAUUGUAUGAGGUAGAUUGUUUUUCCAUCAUGAUACUAACUCCCGGUGGAUGUAGAACGGAAUAACAUCAAAGAAGACUAGCUCUUUGAUCGCUUUGUAGGGGAAAGAUGUCCAAUAUACUUGAUGCGGCGUCCAGAGUGAAAUGGGACCGGGCGACUGCAGCGAAGCGAGCUAUCUUUCUCGCGGCCGCUGCCUAUGGGGUGAAAACCCUGUACCCCAUCGUCUGCAGACAAUUCGUGAAACGGAAAGAAUGCAGGAAUAGAAGGGGGUCUAAAGGAGAGGAAAAUGGUUCGACGGUGAAAUCACAAACAGAUGCACCGAGUCAUAAAAAGUCACCUGGUGUAAACGCUGAAUUUUUUAAGCAGAUACUUGAACUCAUUAAAAUUCUAUUUCCAAAGCUUGUCUCCAAAGAGCUUGGAUUGCUGUCUCUGCAUUCGGUCGCGUUGAUAUCCCGGACGUUUCUGUCUAUCUAUGUCGCAGGCUUGGAUGGCAAGAUUGUGAAAACAAUCGUUGAGAAAGAACCACGAAGCUUCAUCAUCCAGCUGAUGAAAUGGCUCCUUAUUGCUAUCCCGGCCACAUUCGUGAACAGUGUUAUCCGCUACCUGGAAUGCAAGCUGGCUCUCGCCUUCCGCACACGGCUAGUGGACCAUGCCUACACCACCUAUUUCACAGACCAGACCUACUACAAAGUUAGCAACAUGGACGGGAGACUGACCAACCCGGACCAGUCUCUUACCGAGGACGUAAUGAUGUUUUCCCAAUCCGUGGCGCAUCUCUACUCUAACCUCACUAAGCCCAUCUUGGAUGUGACACUCACCUCCUACACCCUCAUCCAGACGGCCCGGUCCAGGGGGGCCAACGCCAGCGGGCCGACCCUGCUGGCUGGGUUGGUGGUGUUUUGCACGGCCAAGGUUCUGAGGGCCUGCUCGCCGAAAUUCGGAAAACUAGUAGCUGAAGAGGCCCACAGGAAAGGCCAUUUGCGCUAUGUGCAUUCCAGGAUCAUUGCCAAUGCAGAGGAGAUCGCCUUCUACAGGGGCCACAAGGUGGAGAUGCGUCAGCUGCAGAAGUGCUACCGGGCCCUGGCGGAGCAGAUGAACUUGAUCCUGUCCAAGCGUCUGUGGUACAUCAUGAUAGAGCAGUUCCUCAUGAAGUACGUGUGGAGUAGCUGUGGACUGGUCAUGGUGGCUGUGCCCAUCAUCACAGCUACUGGCUUCGCUGACAGCGAAACCGCCGACGGUCAGACUCAGGUGCUGGUGAGCGAGAGGACAGAGGCUUUCACCACCGCACGCAAUCUCCUGGCCUCUGGAGCUGACGCCAUCGAGAGAAUCAUGUCCUCCUACAAAGAGGUCACAGAGCUGGCAGGCUACACAACGCGCGUCUACAACAUGUUCCUGGUGUUUGGCGAGGUGCAGAGGGGCGUGUACAAGCGCUCGUCCACAUCUACCACGGGAACAGGAGAGAAGAAGAACGUGGCCAGGCCAGAGAUGCACAUCGAUGGGCCUUUGGAAAUCAAAGGAAGAGUCAUCGAUGUGGACAAUGGCAUUGUGUGUGAGAGUGUCCCUAUCAUCACUCCCAAUGGAGACAUAGUGGUCUCCAGUCUCAACUUCAAGGUGGAGGAAGGUAUGCACCUGUUGAUCACAGGUCCUAACGGCUGUGGGAAGAGUUCUCUGUUCAGGAUCCUCAGUGGGCUGUGGCCUGUCUAUGGGGGGCUGCUGCACAAACCCUCCCCACAACACAUGUUCUACAUACCACAAAGGCCGUACAUGUCCAUUGGAACCCUGAGAGACCAGGUGAUCUACCCAGACUCUCUAAAGGACAUGCAUGACCGAGGCUACAGAGACAAGGACCUAGAGGUCAUACUGGACAUCGUUAACCUCAACCAGAUAGUGACCCGCGAGGGCGGUUGGGAUGCAGAGAUGGACUGGAAGGAUGUGUUGUCUGGGGGAGAGAAACAGAGGAUGGGCAUGGCUCGCAUGUUCUACAACAGGCCAAAGUAUGCCCUGUUGGAUGAGUGCACCAGUGCUGUCAGCAUUGAUGUGGAGGGAAAAAUAUUCCAGGCUGCAAAGGAUGCUGGGAUAUCAUUACUGUCAAUCACCCACAGGCCUUCCCUCUGGAAGUACCACACCCACCUGUUACAGUUUGAUGGUGAGGGAGGAUGGAGGUUCGAGCAGCUGGACACCGCUACUCGUCUCUCCCUGACCGAGGAGAAACAGCGCCUCGAAUCCUCACUUGCAGGAAUACCCAAGAUGCAACACAGACUCAACGAACUCUGUAAGAUCCUGGGAGAGGACUCAGUCCUCAAAACAGCCGACGCAGCAAAGGACUGAAAGAAAAGGAAUGAAAGAAAGAGCGAGAUGGAUGUUCAGGAAAGUCAAAGUAUUAUUUUUCUUUGUUUCAACGCACACCGACCGCAUAUUCCCAUACGUGUCCAGUGUUGGGGUUGAAUUUGAAGAAUUCCUCAACAAUGUUGUUUUAUAGAUGUUUUCAUCGCUGGAAUAGUUGAGACUUAAAAUCUCUGACAAGCCGAGACUCACAUUUUAUUUGGUUGAACAAUGAAGUAAAAAUAUUGUUCAUUUUUAGCACUUUACUCAAGUUGAGGAAAUGUAAAUUGUUAUUGCCGUUGUAGUUAUCAAGUGAAGUAGUAGGCUUGUGUUUUUUUUGCGAGACGGUAUUUUUCCUUAUUUUAUUGUGUAGAUUUGUUUGUGUUAAUAAAAAAACUACUAUGUACAGGAAAAGGCUCAAAGCUUUCCAUAAAAAAAAAAAAUGCGUAGUUUUAUGAGACAAGUUUAAAAGAUUGACGUUUCGGCAUUUAAUCGCCUCCUACGUCAGUCUUUAAACUGGUCUAAUAAUACGUUGUUUUAAUUAUGGCGAUCGAGCGUUGCGCCUUUACCUGUCCAAUGAUGUCUACAAAUGUUUUUAUUUAACCUUGACUCACUUUGGUUGAGCACAUCUUUAUAUAAACAAAAUACUAGAAAGGUAAUUGGAUGAUAUCAAACAAUGAUCAUCCAAGUUUUUACAAUCAUAUGAAGUUAUUCAUUAAGGUUAGGCUAAUAAGCAUACAGUUUUAAAGGUAGCCCAGCUGGUCAAAUUUAAAGUAACAUAAAUGAGUGUCCCCUUGGCGCUGGGUUAUGUCAUAAGGACAUCUUCCUUAUUACAUUACUGGAUGUGUUUUUCACAGGUUUUCUCCCCAGAACUGCAGUAUAGUAAUAUAUUCAAAAUACCUCAGUAGCUUUCAAGUUAUCUGGCUCUGCAUUUUAAAUAACACCCUUCCCUAGACCUAUAUAGUGCACUACUUUGACCGCAGGCCUGAUUUGCCUUUGUUAGUGGCUAAGAGAUGGUUAUCUUAGGAGCUAUUAUUGGACAUUAGUGCAUAAGUGACAGCUGUUGGUCUGUUGCAAUAUGCUUCUGGUUAACUGAACAAAUACAAUGGAUUUCAAGGCAUCCUGUCUUGUCUCCAGUAGAGCACAGCAGGAAUUGGACUGGGCUCGCUCACACAAACGCACGCACAAGAACGCUAAUGCACACACACACACACACACACACACACACACAUCACCUAGCAAAGCCCUCCUCACUGUCACUAGGGUAAUAUCUGUGGAACAGGAUGUUUUGUGUUGUCUCGGUCUACAAUCUUCACCCCUAUAAGAAAUAAUGUCACAUCUUCAGCAAGAGGUUUACAUUGUGUUCUACGAUAACCGCUGUUGUUUUCCGUUGUGGUUCAGUACGGUUUACUUGGUUGCUGAGUACAAUUAACUGUUACCUUGUUAUAUCCACCCACACUAAAAUCAAUCUAGUUCAGCAAUUCAUAUUUGUUAUCAGCGACUUAUCUCAGACUAUAUACUGUGAACUUUGUUUCUUUUUUUGAUAAUGUCAUAAAAUGUAUUUUUAAUGUAUGCAUUUUAGAGUUUGAUAAUGCUGCCUCUGUUCAAACCUGUGUAUGUACAGUAAAUCUUCUGCUGAACAAAGCUGUCAGCUCUGCAGAGGUUACUAUAUGUCAAAUCCAAGACCAGUCCUUCUAGUACUGUAGCCUUAUAGCCUGGCUGUGUUAGUGCAUCACCUAUGCCAGGGUUCUCCAAUUGGCGGUCCGUGGACCGAAUUUGGCCUGCAGGUGAUUUUAUUUGGCCCCCCCAAGAGCAAAACAAAAAAGUGUAUUUUUAUUUUUAUUUUAUACAUGAAAGACUAAAAACACCAGCAAAUCAGCUCCUAGUGAUUUACAUUUUGGAAAUGUCAAAGUAUUCCCAAGCAUAAUAGAAUAUAUGUGAUCGAAUACAGAUGUAAGCAAGGUUUGAAAUUAUUACGUUAAAGUCAAAUAUUAUAUAUGUUUGGGCUUCUUGCCGUCAAUUUGCAGACUUCAAAUUAUUUGUAAUUAUUUUCGGCCUCCCUGACUAGCCGUUCAAGAAAAAAAUCAGUGACUGAAUCUAGUUAAUGAUUCCUGCCCUAUACUGUAUUUUCAAUCAGUAAUACCUACAAACACUGAGUAUACUGAUUGGGUGACACAUAGUAGUGCUUGGUUAUUUGUUUGGCUUAUACCCUGACUAACAACAUCAGUGUCACAGAAUGAAAUCAGUAACUGCAAUGGCAGAGUAUUUACACUUGUUGUACACAUACAAGUGCAACUACUAAAUUUUUACCACUAUCUCAGACUAAACUGUCUUAAAGAGAAGUGACAUGGAAAAUAAUGUAUGUAAGUUAUAAAUAUGUAAACUAUAUAUUGUAAUGUUAAUAUGGUACUUAUAUUUGCCUUUGCAUGGAAUGUGUGAGUGAUGCCUCAAUCACAUUAUAUUUGAACUGUCUCUUUCAAUCAUUGCUAAACAGAGAGCAUUGUGGGAGGAUAAAUAAAAUAAAUUGCACCAUGUAUAGUUAGUUGUUCAUGGAAGUAAAGUAUUGAACUUUUGUAAUAUACUUGGGUAUAACUACUGUUAUAAAUAAUAACCUACAUAUUCAGGCUUCUCCUAAUUCCUUGGGAUUCUAACUAAAUACUUUGUGUCUUGAAAUGGACACCUGACAUAGUGAAACCUGAUUUGACUGUACUGUUAAAAAAAAAAGAAAAAUCUGUGUUGCUCAGCCCUGUUGAUAGGAAGUAUCUAUAGUAUACUACUGGAUGAAACAGUGUCUUAAAGUGACUGAGAAUAGUAUGAAAUGAGUAGAAUCAAGAGGUGAUGCUUGAAACUAUACAUGAAAACAUGUAUACGUGACUGUGAGUUAGCUAUCUAACCAAUACUAUGGAUCAAACUCAAACAAAAUCAAAUAUACUUUUGAUAUUCUAUAAAAUUGCAACUGUUAAGUUAUGCCCACUCUAGUAUGUUCCCACAACACUUUUACUUACUAACAAUUCAUGGAUACAAUUCUUUUGUCAAUUUUUUAACAAGUGGAACAUCCGAAUGUAAUGUAUUUGACGUGUAUCAUAGCAUUUUACUUUGUCGUAGGCAAUUCAUUCAAUUUUGGCAACGGUGACAAUUUAAGUUUGAUUUGCAAAAUGGUUGUUAAUUUAAUGGAACCUCUUGUAACUAAUGCACGUGUUGUGUCAUUAUUUUCUUAAACUAAUUUAUGUUAUGUGAAUGGGGUCUGUAUUGUGCUAUAGGCCUAGUGACGCUGUUCAGUCAAGAAAGACAUGGGACUGACAGACAAUAAGAGGCGUUGUCUCCCCUCUUUUCUAGUCUCCUUUUGACAUUUUUAUGGUGAGAAAACAGACCAAAUGUUUUAAUUAAGCCCACCUGUUCUGGUACUGUUGUUCAUUCUGCAUGUGAGGAUGUGCACUGAGUGUUCAUUUACAUCAAUUCCGAAAAUGUAUUUUCCUGUAAAUAAAAUAAGACAACCACUAAGA